This is a messenger RNA of Aspergillus mulundensis, 768 nucleotides long. RefSeq names its product gamma-glutamylcyclotransferase family protein. Lineage: Eukaryota; Fungi; Ascomycota; Eurotiomycetes; Eurotiales; Aspergillaceae. Gene Ontology annotation, molecular function: gamma-glutamylcyclotransferase activity. The record is from RefSeq and is a predicted model, not a curated record. Bases 1 to 768 code for a protein of 255 amino acids. The transcript has a single exon.
AUGCAUCUCCAACAAGAUCAAAGCCGCGAUGGCUCAAUUCCAUCAAGCAUCUCAACCACAACAGCAGCCGUCGACUCCCCCGCACCCCAAACUUCCCUCGACGCCCGCCCCCAAAAAGACCUAUCAAAGCCGAAACAUCUCUACUUUGCCUACGGCUCCAACCUCUCGCCCACGCAGAUGCGCAUGCGCUGUAUCCACAACCCCACGCUCUCGGGACACCCUGUCGCCCUGGCCACGCUCGAUUCCUGGCGCUGGUUGAUCUGUCAAGCGGGCUAUGCGAACGUGGUGUCUCCCGCUGGACUGCGCGUGGGCUCUCAAAUAGACGGGGGAGAUGAUGUACCUCAAUCAAUUUCAAAGUCUAUACCUCACGGAGGUGUUUACGGGGUCCUGUACGAGAUGAGUGCGGAGGACGAGAGGGUACUGGAUGGGUAUGAAGGUGUACAUCAUUCCGCUGGCGACUCAAAGCAGGGAGAUAAGGUCCCCCUGGGCAUUCGGCAGAAGGAGCAGGGGGAUGGAGAUUAUAACAAGUGGUACGUUGAUGCGAGGGUUGUGGAGUGGCUGGAUGAGGGGUAUCGUGAGCGAAAUGGACUCGAGGGGGUUGGCGGAAAUGUCAGGGUAUUGGUUUAUGUGGAUGAGGAGCGGGUGAAGGUGGGAAAGCCAAAGGAGGAGUACAUCCCGCGGAUGAACAGGGCGAUUAGGGAGGCAGUGGAGUUAGGGUUCCCGGUGGAUUGGGCGGAAGAGGUUAUAGGCCCAAACUGCUUGUUCUAA